AGCUAUGAAAAUGUUUUUUCCAGUGAAAUAAAUAAAAAGGAAGAUAUAAAUGGAAAUAAAAAGGAAGAUAUAAAUGAAGAUAUAAAUGAAGAUAUAAAUGAAGAUAUAAAUGAAGAUAUAAAUGAAGAUAUAAAUGAAAAUAAAAAUGAAGAUAAUAUUAAAGCCUACAUUAGUAAUAUAAAUAAUCAUACUCAUAAUAAUAGUAAUAAUAAUAAUAAAAGAACGAGCGUGCAAAUAUCACGCAAUAACAAAUACGAAAUAAAAAAUAAAACAAUAAAAAGUAGUACAGUAAAUCCAAAAAUAAAACAAGAAACUACUUCAAAAAGUAAUAUAUCCUCUUUUUUAUUAUUGAAUGAAAAAAAAAAAAAAAUAAAUAAUUUUUUUCAUCAUACAAAUAAUGAAAUAAAAUCAGCAAGUCAUAACAACAUCUUGAUCAAAAAUAAACAAAUACAAAAAAAAAAAAAUAACACAAUAAAUAGCAUAACACAAAAUAAUAAUAAUAUUAAUCAUAUGGAUGAAAAAAAAAAAAAAGAAAAAUUAGCUAUUCUUAAAAUAAAUGAAGAUAUGGUUAAUAAAAAUUAUAAUGAUACAUAUAAUAAAGAGGAGGAAAAUAUAAAACAAGUGGAAAAUAAAACAAUACAAAAUAAUGAAAAAAAAAAAGAAAAUGAUAUUUAUAUAUAUAAUUCAAAAAAUAUAUAUAUAGAUAAAAAUAAUGUUCUUUCAUAUAAUAAUAAUAAUAAAAGAAAAACAAAUGAAGAUAUGAAUUCUUUACAUAUGAAAAUAAAAACAAAAGAUAAUUAUUUUAAAAAAAGUAAUUAUAUAGGAGAAGAAAAAAAAAAUAUAUCAUCAAUAAUUAAUAAUACCUCAAAUUUUUAUUUAAAUAAACAUAAUAUAAAUAAUAAUAAUAUAAAUAAUAAUAUAAAUAAUAUAAAUAAUAUAAAUAAUAAUAAUAAUAUAAAUAAUAUAAAUAAUAAUAAUAAUA
Plasmodium gaboni is the source of this 982-nucleotide messenger RNA. RefSeq lists its product as hypothetical. NCBI's taxonomy places the organism in Eukaryota, Apicomplexa, Aconoidasida, Haemosporida, Plasmodiidae. The transcript has a single exon. The annotation marks the transcript as partial. The record is from RefSeq and is a predicted model, not a curated record.